Molecule: messenger RNA, 2446 nt
Organism: Carassius auratus (goldfish)
Lineage: Eukaryota; Metazoa; Chordata; Actinopteri; Cypriniformes; Cyprinidae
Product: carboxyl-terminal PDZ ligand of neuronal nitric oxide synthase protein
Exons: 11
Coding region: 520-2385 (621 amino acids)
Molecular function (GO): nitric-oxide synthase binding
Source: RefSeq, a predicted model, not a curated record
UCUAUUGUUAUUCAUCUAUGAAUAAGAAAGUACUGUUUUGAUUACAGUAGCCUGCUGCUUUUUAGUACUAAAUGUAGGCCUAGUGUAUGAAAUUCUUGAAGGUUUUUACUAAAGCAGACAGAACUUUACUCCAUGAGAACUGCAUUAGAGGUUGAAGAGAGCAACGCAAAUAAAGCAUGUCAUUAUACGAUGCGUGCAGAAUUCAUCCAUAGCUUUUCUUUUAUUAAACUUCUCCUUGCUGGGACACUUGAACUUGAGACGAGGCCAGGCUUGUAUAAACGCAGCUGAUGUCUGAGGGUUGAGAGGCGCCCAACCCAUUUCUUUUGUGCUGAAGCGUCUGUGAUUUCAUUGAGCUUUUCCAGGGCUGCUACUAUAAUGGGCUCCCUCGCAUUGAAUCGGUCUUGCAUCCGCGAUAUGUUUUCCGUUGGUUAAACUAGAGCAAUCUUUUUAGUUGGUAGUAGUUUUGAUGCUUUGGGACAGGUUGAGGAAAUUUCUAGCCGAUCAUCCGGACGGGUCCCAAUGAAAAUGCAGGGGAGAAACAGGUACAACCUGGUGGAGGAUGUGGCGGAUUCGCGCGUCCCGCUUCACAACGAGGAAGCGUAUCAACACGGAAUACACUUCCAAGCCAAGUAUGUUGGAAGCCUGGAUGUCCCAAGACCCAACAGUCGUAUGGAGAUAGUCGCUGCUAUGAGAAGAAUAAGGUAUGAGUUCAAGGCAAAGAGCAUGAAGAAGAAGAAAGUGAGCAUAGUGGUCUCAGUAGACGGGGUCAAAGUGGUGCUGCGCAAGAAACCCAAGAGGAAAGAAUGGACGUGGGAUGAGAGCAAGAUGCUGGUUAUGCACGACCCCGUAUACAGGAUCUUCUAUGUAUCCCAUGAUUCUCAGGAUCUGAAGAUUUUCAGCUACAUUGCUCGUGAUGGAUCCAGCAGUUUGUUCAGAUGCAAUGUAUUCAAGUCCAAAAAAAAGCUGAGUCUGCAGCAUGCUGAGCAGAAUGCAGAUGAACAGCCAGACGGCCCUGCAGACGGCCAGAGCGAUCAGUCUGGAGAAGAGCCCAGCCCUGAAGCUCGUCAUCUGACAGGCACGGAGCACGGAAUGGAUGAUGUCACUGGAACGGAGUCACACUGCACAAAGCUCAGUGAGCAAGCUAUGGAUGAUAUCCUUCAGAGUCUGUCAGAGCUCAGCAUGGUGAAACCUGGACAAACCCUCCAGUCUUUACAAGGCCAGGAGGGUGUCUCUCCCUACACACUAUCUCCCAGCAGCCCUUGCUUUCCUACUCUCACACCUUUGGCCACCCAACACCACCUACAGUUACUCCAACAACAACUGCUACAGCAGCAGCAACAAACACAGACCGCUGUAGCACAGGUGCAGCUCCUGAAGGAUCAGCUGGCCGCAGAGACGGCUGCUCGCAUGGAGGCACAGGCCAGAACUCACCAGCUGCUGCUGCAGAACCGAGACUUACUGCAACAUACUGCCCUGCUGGUGAAACACCUCAGCCAACUGGAGAUCAGAGUCAGUGGAGCCACACAGAAAGAAGAAUCACCAUGGAGUAGCGUGCCCCCUCGUUUUCACUCUCUGAACCUGAAGAGCCUCUGCACCCCUUGCUCGGACCAGCCCAUCAUCUCCACUCCAGCAGGACCACCAGAAAAUCCUCCUGUUUCCUCCCACGCUGAGUCCUACCUCAAUCUGCUCAACCUAUGUGGUGCACCCACCGUUACAGCCAAUGGGAAGCCAGCGAGUGCAAGAAGUGAAGCAGGACUGGAUGUAGCAAGAAGGGAUGUUGCUAAGCUAAAAACACAGAAUUCAACAGCGCUUGAUGAGAGGUUUGAACCAACCAUCCCUAAACUGGAGCCUCCUCCUCAGCCCCUGAACCACAAGCGUUCAAACAGGACACUUUCUCAGGGUGUUGAGGCAGAGACAAGAUCUUCAGCUGUAGCCACACCUGUCAAUGGAAACAUACUCACAAAUGUGAAUGGUAGCUCCUCAUUUCCUGGCAUCACUCUAUGCUCCGUUUCACCUGGGGAUUUCUAUUCUCACAUCAACGGCAGCAGUGUGUCAUGUUCAAACAGUGAGGAUUCUGGCGUGCGCUCAGAUGACAAAUCCCUUGUAUUCCCCCAUUCCAGAGAUGACCCCUCUGAUGACCAGAGUUCUGCGUUCAUCUCCAGUUCUAGCACUUGCAGCAGCUUACCAGAGGAUCAUCCAACUGUGGAUGGUGCGACCCCACUGCGUUCUACCACACCGCUGGGAUAUGAGCAAACCAUCCCAUUCUCUUCACCUGUCAAUGACACCUGCCUUCAUAUAAGCCUAAGCGAAGAUGAGUUUCUGGAGGACGCCACCUAUAAUGUCUCCACCCCAUGCAGGAGUUAUGAUCCCAUGGAAAAUAUGUGAGAAAUCACAAUAAUAACAGCUCCACAGUGUUGAGAAACUUAAAAAAAAAACAAUCAUAAUG